AUGACUGGCAUUAUUCAAAUGAAUAUGGCCCAACUUUCUGUUUUCGUUGUUUCAUUCUUCUUCUCAAGUAGAAGCAAUUAUAUAUUGCAUGUCUGUACUGAAGAAUACAUAUAUAUUCAACAAGAUUUUAACAACUGCUCAUUCUCACAAACACAGAUAGAGCUGACUCCAGAACUCCUCGAUUUCAACAACGAUUUUGUUCUUACAGACACUAGAACCGAUCUUUUUGAGCCACCUGAUCCUCUCGACACUCUCAAACAUGAACCCUUUCUUCUACAAGAGUUUGAAUCCUACCACUGCUCCAAAUGCCAAAAGCCUUACUAUUUCCAAGACUACUAUUCGGAGUAUGAGCACACGGGUUUAUCCUGUGGUUAUAUCCCAAACCCUAGUAUGCUUCAAGAUUUUUCUUCGCCAGAAGUUAUGGUGACUUCAUUAAUACAUGAUUUUUUAACUGCUCCACCAGUUGAUAGUGGUGAAAGUUCUAAAAGUAUAGGGAAGAGGCCAAUUGACGGAAGCUUGUCGGCACAGAGCAUUGCUGCUAGGCAGAUGAGGAGGAAAAUUACUGAAAAAACUCAGGAGCUUGGAAAACAUAUUCUCGGCGGCCGAAAUGUGAACACUGCUGAAAUAUUCCAAGCUGCGUACAAAUACAUCAAAUACUUGCAAGCCUAG
Molecule: messenger RNA, 669 nt
Organism: Olea europaea var. sylvestris
Lineage: Eukaryota; Viridiplantae; Streptophyta; Magnoliopsida; Lamiales; Oleaceae
Product: transcription factor bHLH53-like
Exons: 1
Coding region: 1-669 (222 amino acids)
Molecular function (GO): protein dimerization activity
Source: RefSeq, a predicted model, not a curated record